Messenger RNA from Cygnus atratus (black swan), 760 nucleotides. RefSeq lists its product as uncharacterized. The record is from RefSeq and is a predicted model, not a curated record. The coding region runs from base 14 to 760 and encodes 248 amino acids. The transcript has 6 exons. Lineage: Eukaryota; Metazoa; Chordata; Aves; Anseriformes; Anatidae.
UGAAUUCCUGGAGAUGUUGUCUGGGAAGGAGAACCUUCAGAAGGCCGUUCUCAAGAUCCCUCAGCUGAUGGACAUGGUGGUGUCCCAGGUGGCACCCUUGGCCUCCCUGACCUUCUCGGGCCAUGUCAUCGUCUUUCCCGAGUUUGAAAUGGAGAGCAUGCACAAAACACCAGCCCAGGACCAUCAAAAGGCCUGGAGCAAGGACAAGAAGAAAGAAGGGGCUUUGCCUCUUCUUGGCCAAGUUGGGAGACGCAAAGCGGCUGCUGGCUCCUCUUCAGAGCACAGGGAACCAACUCCUGGCAAAGGUUCUGGACUUCCUUCCCAUGCCCCCACGGAGCCGACUGAACAAGCAGCCCAGCAGGGUGAAAAGAAGAAGCCGGGGAAGGCUCCCAUGAGGCUGCCGGUGAUCCCGGGGCUGCCUGCUCGCAAGGAGAGAAAAUCAGCGCCCAAAGGCAAGGCUGGACAAGCAAAGACAGACGGAGCCUUGAGGCGGAGAGUAGGAGGAGGAGUGGGGAAAUUUCCUCCCUGUGAGGGAGAAAAACUGACGACAACCGAAAGAAAGAUCCCCCGGCCUCGAGGACCCACAGCGCUGUCGUUUCCUGUGAUAAGCGUGUUAUCACCAGCGAGCUCAGAGGCCAGCCUCUCUGAGGAAUCCACCUACAACGUCUUCAGGCUGCAGCCACCAGGAGACGAGGCAGAAGAACUGUUAAAAACGAGGCCUGAGAUCUUCUGGACGACGAUGCAGCAGUGCGGGGGGUAG